Messenger RNA from Quercus lobata, 2007 nucleotides. RefSeq lists its product as uncharacterized. Lineage: Eukaryota; Viridiplantae; Streptophyta; Magnoliopsida; Fagales; Fagaceae. The transcript is spliced from 3 exons. The coding region runs from base 1 to 2007 and encodes 668 amino acids. The record is from RefSeq and is a predicted model, not a curated record. Gene Ontology annotation, molecular function: nucleic acid binding; RNA-DNA hybrid ribonuclease activity.
AUGGGCUUUCAUGUGAAGUGGGUAAACUUGAUGAUGAUGUGCAUCACAACGGUCUCCUACUCUCUUUUGAUCAAUGGGGAACCUUCUGAAAAAAUCACUCCGUCCAGGGGUAUCAGGCAGGGAGACCCAAUCUCCCCUUAUUUGUUCCUUCUUUGCUCUGAGGGCCUACAUGCCUUGAUUGAGAAUGCAGCCCAGACGGGUCUUAUCCGUGGCAUAUCUAUAUGUAGAAAUGGUCCGCGAUUAACACAUCUGUUUUUUGCAGACGAUAGCCUUAUAUUCUGCAAGGCUUCAAUUCAGGAAUGCAUCCACAUCCAGUCCAUCCUCUCAGAGUACGAGGCUGCCUCGGGGCAAAAGCUAAAUAGAGAGAAAACUACCCUCUUCUUCAGCAAAGCAACCUCCUCGAGUACUCAGGAAAACAUUAUCAACUUACUAGGGGUUUCGGAGGUUAAGCAAUACGAGAAAUAUCUUGGUCUCCCUUCUUUUGUGGGGAGAGGCAAGAGGGCUAGUUUUGCUUUCAUAAAGGAAAGAGUCUGGUCGAAGUUGAUGGGUUGGAAGGAAAAGCUUCUCUCUCAGGCUGGGAGAGAAGUUCUCAUAAAAGCAGUAAUCCAAGCGCUCCCAUCCUUUGCCAUGAGCUAUUUCAAAUUACCCUCGACGCUAUGCCACGAAAUUGAGGUCAUGUUCGUAAAUGCUAGUGGGGGCAGCGUGGCAAAAAAUAACUUGGGCUCUUUUGCUUGGAAAAGCAUUCUAAGAGGUCGGGACAUCAUCAGUAGGGGUGCUAAGUGGGGGGUUGGUAAUGGUUGGAAUAUUAAGAUUUUCGAUGACAAAUGGCUGCCUAGUGGAGGCUCGGGUAGAGUAACCUCUCCUCCCGGAAUCCAUGACCCUGAAUUGAGAGUGGCUUCCUUAAUUGACCAUGAUUUGCACUGUUGGAAAUCUGAUCGGGUUGAUGCUAUAUUCUCCCCAGCUGAGGCCAGAGUUAUCAAAGCUAUCCCGUUGAGUUUUCUGGACUCUCCGGACUGGUUGUACUGGCCUUGGAAUCGUAGCGGAGUUUACUCGGUAAAAACGGGGUACAAUCUUGCUCGAGAGUGGGAGUCUCUAAAUGCUCCGAGUGCCCCUGCCCAAACCGUUUGCAAUAACACUUGGAAAAAAAUUUGGAACCUCCACGUUCCAAACAGAAUCUGUACCCUCCUCUGGCGUGCCUCCAAUGAUUCGCUCCCCACAAAGGUUAAUUUGACCCGUAGAAAGAUGCUGCAAGUCGACACCUGCCCCAACUGCAACCUGGAACUCGAGACAGUAGUUCAUGCCCUUUGGUCCUGUAAGAAACUUGACAUCGUGUGGCUUCCAAAGUUUGCAAAACUUAAAGAAGUUUCUUCUUCUCUCUCCUGCUUCUCAAACCUUAUGUACUUAGCACUUCAGGAUCCUAUUUGUGUGGAAGAAUCAGGCCCGUGCCUUGGUGCAAGAAUUCCAGCAUAUUCGGCCAACCCAUGCAAAAAUCCCAAGAACUACCCGUGUGGUUCGCUGGAAGCCGCCACCCCUGGUUUGGUGAAAGUAAAUUUCAACGGUGCUAUUUUCUCAACCCAUUCUUCAGCUGGUCUUGGCGUGAUAAUCCGUGACCAGGCUGGACUGGUAUUGGCUGCCCUGUCACAAAAUAUUCCCCUGCCUACUUCGGUGGAGGCAGUGGAAGUGAUGGCAGCGAGAAGAGCUCUCUUGUUUGCCAAAGAGCUUGGUUUUGAGAGAGUUGUGGUUGAAGGAGACUCGGAAGUGGUCAUAAAAGCUAUCAAGGAAAAAUCUCUCCUCUCUUCUGGCUGGGGUCACCUUCUUAAAGAUAUCCAUGCUCUAUCUCAUUCUUUUAGUUGUAUUUAUUUCCUUCAUGUUAAGCGUUUGGGUAACCGGGUAGCUCAUUCCUUAGCCCGUAGAUCUUUUUGUAAUCCUCUGCUAGUUUGGAUGGAGGAACUUCCCCUAGAUAUUGUUGAUGUUUACAACCAAGAUCUUGGUUUUAUUAAUGAAUAG